AUGGAGGAGGCGCAGCGUAAGGCGGACGAGAUGCUGGCGGAGCUGCAGGCGGGGAGCGGAGCGGAGGAGAAGGCGGAGCGGAUGGAGGCGGCGGUGGAGUACUUGGCGGGCCUUCCGCCCGACAUGCGCGCGACCGUGCUGCCCGACGCGCUGCCGCGCCUGUUAGAGCUUCAGGCGGACUCGACGUUUCUCGUCCGGAAAAACUCGGUCGAGCUCUUCUACCGCCUCGGCUCUUCCAUAAAGCAUCGCGACGCCUCUGCGCUCAUGGCCUCCGCGCUCGCCGCCAUCAUCCGCUCCUGUCCGCCCAUGCCCCUCCCCGCGCCCCCCCCUUCCGCCGCCUCCGCGCCCCCCGCGCCGUCCCCUGCUACUGCUGCGGCGCUCACGCCUCUGCCCGCGCGCCUGGCCCCCGCGGCUGUGGCGACCACCAAGGCAGUCAAGCACGCCAUCUCCGCUGCUUCUGCCCUUGUCAAAGGCGCCUUCGCUGCUGUCACUCCCGUUACAGGCGAGCCCCAGGCGUGGUCAGAGGCAUGGGAGCAGGUAGCAGCGCUGGUGCCGCUGAUAAGGGACAUGCUGCCAGGGCAGUACCCGGACAGCGUGCGCGUGCAUGCAGUGGGCUUCACAGAGAUGCUCGUUCUGCUCGGCCGACCAGGCGGCAAAACUGCUGCUGCUUCUUCUUCUUCUGCUGCUGCUGGUAGUGGUGGUAACGGCAGCAGUGGGCAGAACGGGAGCAGCGGAAGGGACGGGGCGGAUGGCACAGACAUGGCAAACGGAGUGUUGCAUCUCCCCGACCCUGACUCCGACCCAUGGCUUAAAGCCCAGUCCCUCGCCUCCCUCUCCGCCCUCACCUCUCUGCUGCAACCCCCCGCAGUCGCCUCGCUCUCCCCCCCGCUCCUCCUUACGCUCACCAGCAGCCUUGCUGGUAUCGCCCGCCGCUGCCCCGCUCUUUAUAGUUACAUUGUGCCGGCGCUGGUGGGGAUUGUGCCGCCCACUGCCACGUCAGCGGCGUCGGCGCCGGUGGCGGUGCCAAGUGGGGAGGAGAGUGGGUGUGGGGUGGUGCAGCAGCUGCUGCAGGCGUCGGGUAGUGUGAGGCAUGGCGUGCGGGCGGCGCUGCUUGUCAUGUUGCGGCUCAUGCCGCUCGCUCCAGGCGGGAUGAAGUGGCGGGACUGCUUAACAUCACUCCUGAAGGAGUCACUGGGAGCAGGAGAGGCCGUCGACUCAUCUCUAAGGCACAUCGACCGCUCCCUUCGCAACUCUGCCGCUGCUGCCUCUGCAGCUGCAGCUGCCGCCGCCGCCGCCGCUGCUGCUGCUGAUGGUCCCUCUGGUGCUUCUGGUGUUUCUGUGGGGGGUACUGGUGCGGGUGGGAGUGGUGGUGGGGCUGGGAGUGGUGGUGGGGCUGGGAGUGGUGCUGCUACUGCUGGUGGAGGAGGUGGUGGGGGGGGCGAGGGAGCAGCAGCAAAGGCGUCUGCAGGGUCAGGGAAGGCUGCUGGCCGGCCUGCUGAUCCACGGCGCAUCCGACCGUCCACUGCUGCCCAAGCCAGCACAGCCACUCCUGCUGGUAAUACACCAGCAACAGCAGCAGGAGGAGCAGGAGGAGACAGGAACACAGCCGCAGCAGCAGAAGCAGCAGCAGCGGCGGCAGCAGCAGCAGCAGCAGAGGCAGUAGCCGUAGACCCAUCAGCAGCUACCCUGCCAGUGGAGCAGCUGGUAACCCUUCUGAGUGCGCUGGUGGCGAGGGGCAGCGAGGGCAUGCUGGCAGUGGAUGCUCUGAUCGCCUCUCUGCCCCCCGGCAUGCUGGCCGACCUGGUCAUUGAAUUCAUGCAGCACCUCCCUCCCUCUCCCCCUCCCGCUGCUGCCGCUGCGGGUGCUGCUGCUGCUGAAGGCGCUGCUGCUGGUGCUGGUGCUGGUGCUGCUGCUGGUUCUGCUGGUGCUGGUGGUGAUGGUGCUGGUGCUGGUGGUGAUGGUGCAGGUGCUGGUGGUGGUGGUGAGGAGGAGGGAGUGGUGGAUGGUGAUGGGAAGAGGGAGGCUGGCAGGGGUGGUGCGCGUCGCCAUGACCCUCGAAGAGUGAAGGCCAAGGCAGAGGAGGCCACUGGUGCUGCUGCUGCUGCUGUAGCAGGCACUGUGAAGGAUGAGCAAGGGCUACAGCCGCCGCUACAUCCUGCAGCAGACAGGACAACAGAUGCCACACGCCCCAAGCCAGAAGACGCAGGCUUGCAGACUGGCCUCCCUGCUUCUGCUGCUGCUGACACAUCUGCUAUCGUUCCUACUGCUGCCACCACCGCUGUUGCUUCUUCUGCUGCUGCUUCUGGUGUCUCUGGUGCGUUGGUGCCAGUACCCUCCACCCCUGUAGGUCCUCCAGCCGCCCCUCUCCCUCCCCGCCUUGCAGCCUACCUCUCGGUCCCACGCACCCCCGUGGCCCUGGUUCCACUCUCGCCGCCCCAGCUGGCUGCAGCUCAGCAGGCAGCAGUGUGCAGAGUCGUGGCGGGGGGUUGCAGAGCGGUGCUGCUGGGUGAAGCGGGGCUGUGGGUGGCGCUGCUGGUGGGCAUGGUGAGGGGAGCAGAGGAGGAGGAGCAGCAGCAGCAGGUGCUGGAUGCGCUGUUGAAUUACCUGCUGGCAGACUACAACCGGGUCAAGCAGCAGCAGCAGCAGCAGCAGCAGGUGCUGGAUGCGUUGCUCAACUACCUGCUAGCAGACUACAACCGGGUCAAGGUUGUGCUCUCCGUGCGGCGUGCUCUUACAGGCUCGCAGGUUGUGCUCUCCGUGCUGCAUGCUCUCGCACUGGAUCACUCUUCCCCUCCGCCCUCCUCCUCCUCCUCCUCCUCCUCCUCCUCCAACGUCCCUGCUCUCCCUGCACCCCCACCAACGUCGUCAUCACCCGCAUCGGCACAAGAUGCUUCAGCAGCAGGAGCAGCAGGAGCAGCAGCAGCUGGCGAUGCUAUGCAAGUGGAUGGCAGGGGCCUGGGGGGUGCCACUGCUGCGGGUGCUGCGACUGCCGGUACUGCUACUCUUGCCACCAAUCCAGCUGGCGGCGCGAAGGACUUGGUAUCUCCUCAGAUCCCUGCUCUCUACACGUCGUUCUUCUCUCGCGUGCUGAAGUCCCUCCUCUCGCCCUCCUCCGCUGCUGCUGCUGCUGCACCUGGCGGGCUCAAGUCCCUCCUUCUGCCUCUCUUUGUUGAAGCGCCCUUCCUCCCACCCGUGCUUCUGAACCUGCUGGGGCAGGCGUGUGGGUUGGAGGGCCUUGGGCGGAGGGAGGGCGAGAGGGGGACAGGCGGAGAAAGGGGGGCUGGGGCUGGGAGAAAGAGGAGAUUAGAAGAGAGGGGUGAUGGGGAUGAGGGGGAAAAGGCAAGGGAUGUGGAAGGAGGAAAGGGGGAGGGAAGAGAAGGAGAGGCGGGAGACCGGAGAGAGCCGGGAGAUGGGGCAGAGGGAGGGGAAGCGGAGCAGGACCCAGAGGGACCAAGGUCAGAGGAAGAGGUAAAGCAGGUGAAAGAGUCCCUCGUGGUGCUCUGGCGGCUGCUAGUGCUGCGCCCGCCCGUGCGCAGGAGAUGUCUGGCCAUGGCUUUACAGUGUGCAGUGCACCCGCACCCGGACAUCCGAUCCAAGGGCGUGGCGCUGGUGGCCAACCGCCUCCACGCCCUGCCGUACCUCACAGUGCCCAUCGAGCGGUAUGCACUCAAGCAGCUGCUGUCUCUGCCCACCAUGGCUCUGCCGGCACCGAUGCCGGUUUCUGCUGCUGCUGCUGAUUCUGCUCCGGGUGCUGCUGGUGGUAAUGCUGCUGCUGGGGAUGCUGGUGGUGCUGGGGAUGCUGGUGGUGGGAAGGAAGGAGUGGGAGGGGAGCAGGGAGGGGCAGCAGGGGAAGCGGGGCAGGCAGGCGAGGGAGGGGCGGCGGGGCAAGCAGGUGGGGGAGGGGGAGGGGGAGGUGCAGCGGCGCAGCUGUCAGGGGAGCAGCAGAAGGCAGUAGGGCACGAGGUGGAGAGGCGACUGGCGCUCUUCUGUGCGCUCUGCUCCCGGAGUGCACCACCCCGCUUGCUCACGUUGCCUUCCGCUCACACUCGCAUCACCUCCCCUCUGUUUCUCCCAUCCCUACUAGUGGAUUUCUUCUGGGUGUUCGGGGCAAGUCAAACCCGUGGCCAAGGGGUUGACUUGAUCCCAGUGGCCAAGUGGGUUAUGUUUGUGUUGAAGGCAUUCACCUCUUGCUGCUCUCCCUUCCGACGCUCCUCUCCUCCCCCCUGCCCCUUAAUGCACCAUGCAACAGAGACCAUCUCUACUGGCGGAUUUCUUCCGGGUAGACCAUCCCUACUGGCGGAGUUCUUCCGGGUGUUUGGGCAAGUCAACCCCGUGGCCAAGCGGGUCAUGCUGCGCGACCUGCUGCCGCCCAUGCUCGCCACACUCCCCCCCACCACUCCCGACCUCCUCACACUCAUCUCCAACCCCCCAGAGGGCUCAAUGCGCCUCUUGCUCAAGCUGCUGCACUGUGUGGCGGACCCACCACGCCCGUCCGCCCUGCCCCCGCCCUUCAUCGCUGCAGUCAAAACCCUCUCUGCUGCCAGGCCCGUGACGUCUCAAAAGUCAACUCACUUCACACCGUCAUCCCCUUGUCACACCACUUACGCCCCUUUCUCCCUGCCACUCCAGGAGCCAGAGCUCCUCAUUCCCAUCCUGCCCUUCCUCUCCAAAAACGAGGCUCUGGAGGUGUUUCCGCGCCUGCUGCACCUGCCUCUGGAGCUCUUCAAGAUCGCUCAGGACCGCCUGCUGCAGGGCUCCCCUCACACGCCGCCAGCGCUAACAGCAGUGGAGCUUAUGACCACACUGCACGCUGUGCAACCCAAGAGGGACAACGUUCCGCUGAAAAAGAUCAUGGCGGUGUGUUCCUUCUGCAUCUCGCAGCGCGCCAUCUACACACAGCAAGUCAUCGCCAAAGUGCUCAACCAGCUGGUCGGACAGACGCCCCUCCCCAUGCUACUCUUCCGCACCGCCAUGGAGUCUGUCGCAGCCUUCCCUGACAUUGUCAGAUCCGCACUGCCCUCCUCAAUUCUCUCUGCACUGCCCUCCUCACUGCCCUCCUCACUGCCCUCCUCCUUGCCCUCCUCACGCCCUUCUUAUUGCCCUCCUCACUCCCCUCCUCACUGCCCUCCUAAUCUGUUGCACAAGUUUAAGAUUCCCACAUUUGUCUUGCACCCUGCUAUCCCCUUUCACACCACCUUGCUUCUUUGUUUUUCUACACGCCGUCUGGCAUCGUUUGUGGCGGACAUACUCUCGCGCCUCAUAACCAAGCAGGUGUGGAGAGCCCAUCCACAGCUGUGGCUGGGCUUCAUCAAGUGCUGCCUCGUUACAAAGCCUCUCUCUUUUCCUGUCCUCCUACAACUGCCAGCAGCACAGCUGGAAGAUGCGCUGAAUCGAGAGCCGUCGCUCCGCCCCGAACUUGCUGCACAUGCCGCACAACCAUCCGUGCAGCCCUCCGUUCCCCGAGCGUCCCUGGUCCUUCUGGGAGUCAUCACACAAGAUCUUGGAGACGCUCCAGCUGCGGGAGCUUCGGCAAUUGCUACUGCUUAG
This is a messenger RNA of Closterium sp. NIES-65, 5547 nucleotides long. The record is from the annotation of a GenBank genome assembly. Lineage: Eukaryota; Viridiplantae; Streptophyta; Zygnematophyceae; Desmidiales; Closteriaceae.